Messenger RNA from Parathielavia appendiculata, 1969 nucleotides. Its product is annotated as amino acid permease. Lineage: Eukaryota; Fungi; Ascomycota; Sordariomycetes; Sordariales; Chaetomiaceae. Gene Ontology annotation, molecular function: amino acid transmembrane transporter activity. The record is from RefSeq and is a predicted model, not a curated record. The transcript is spliced from 6 exons. Gene Ontology annotation, cellular component: membrane. The coding region runs from base 129 to 1751 and encodes 540 amino acids. Gene Ontology annotation, biological process: amino acid transmembrane transport.
CCGUGUUACAGUUAGGACGGGAGUACCUUAUAUUCCCUCCCUUCGUCCCGACAAUCCUCACGAGGCUCUCGGGCUUGUUCGACACAUCGAUUUGAGGCCUCUUGGUUCGUUUUACUGCUGGUGAAGCAAUGAUGGCCGCAGACCCCGAGAAGUUGCCGGUCAAGGAGGCCGUCGAUAUCGACAAUGGCUCCCACGAUGAGGAGGCCGGCAUCAGCGGCGGAACGCUGAAGAAGGACCUCAAAAAUCGCCAUAUGCAAAUGAUUGCCAUUGGCGGUGCCAUUGGAGCUGGUCUCUUCGUCGGUUCCGGCGGCGCCCUGUCAAAGGGCGGGCCAGCAUCUCUGAUCAUCUGCUACACCAUUGUGGGCAUCAUGUUGUUGUUCACCUGCCAGGCCAUGGCCGAGCUCGCUGUCCUGUACCCUGUCAACGGCGCCUUUUACACUUACGUUGUCCGCUUCGUCGAUCCCUCAUGGGGUUUCGCCGUUGGCUGGGACUACGCCCUCUCUUGGUUGACCAUCCUCCCCUUCGAGCUUAUCGCGGCCUCUAUCACAAUCGAAUACUGGCGGGAAGACAUUAGCAUGGGCGUCUGGGUGACCGUAUUUCUGGUCGUCUUAUGUGUAAUCCAGAUUUUUGGCGUGCGUGGAUAUGGCGAAGUUGAGUUCGUCCUCAGCAUGAUCAAGAUCGCGGCAUGCCUUGGAUUCAUCAUCCUGGGCAUCGUCAUCAACACUGGUGGCGUCGGCGACCGAGGCUAUAUUGGCGCCAGGUUCUGGCAUGAACCCGGUGCCUUUAGGAACGGCUUCAACGGGUUUGCCAGCGUCUUCGUCAUUGCCGCCUUUUCGUUUGGCGGUACCGAACUGGUCGGUCUCGCUGCGGCCGAGAGCGCGAACCCUCGCAAGGCCAUCCCGACGGCAUCGAAGCAGGUGUUUUGGCGCAUCGCCUUCUUCUACAUUGUCAACUUGUUCAUUGUCGGCCUCAUCCUCCCCUCCGACGACGACCGGCUGCUGAACUCAUCGGGCGCCAAUACGAAGGCAUCUCCCUUCGUGCUGGCGAUUCAGGAUGCCGGCAUCGCGGUGCUUCCGUCCAUCAUGAACGCCGUCGUCACCGUUGCUGUCAUCAGCGUUGCCAAUUCGUGCACCUUCGGCUCGACCCGCACCAUGCAGGCCCUUGCGGAGCAAGGCAUGGCUCCCAAGUUCCUGGCCUACAUUGACAAGCAUGGCCGCCCACUGUGGUGUGUGGUCAUCCAGCUCGCGUUUGGCCUGCUCGGCUACCUUGGACUUGCCGCCGAGGGCAGAACCGUUUUCAACUGGCUCCUUGCUAUCUCAGGUCUCUCCUAUUUCUUCGUCUGGGGCUCCCUCUGCCUGACGCACAUCCGGUUCCGCUACAUCUGGAAGGCUCAGGGCUACACCCUCGACCAGAUCCCGUACAAGCCCGGUCUGGGCGUUUGGGGCAGCUGGAUCGGCCUCAUUCUCAACCUCCUCUGUCUCAUCGCCACUUUCUACAGCUCCCUCUACCCGAGCCCCGAUGCUACCCCUAACGCAGAGGAUUUCUUCAUGAGUUACCUUGCCGCGCCCAUCGUCAUCGCCCUCUACCUUGGCUGGAAGGCUUAUUCUAGGGAUUGGAGGCUGUGGAUCCCUGCCGAGGAAGUCGACCUCGUGACUGGUCUGCGCAUGCACAUUCCGGGUGAUGAUGACGAGAAGCCGAUGGAGAGGACGUGGAGGAACCUGCCCAAGCGUAUCAUCAAGGGGCUGGUUUAGGCACGGCAUGUUCAGGUGGCAAUAAACGACCUUGAGGUCUCGGAUGCGUGAAGGGGAGGAUAUGGAUUGCCCGUUUUGUCCGUCUCCGCGGCGACUAGCGGGCUCGAGUUGAAGCUCCAAUAUAGACAACCUACUGUUUGUGAUGACUCAGGACCAGGUUGGCCUAUCUUCGUUUGGAGGUGUGGCUUUAACGUCUCCGUGCCUCCGGUUGACCUAUU